AUGGGCUCCACAAGUCCGGCAACUGUCCGUGUAGCGGUACAGACUCACGUCUCACCACAAGGAGACGGCAAUUUGCUGACCCAAGGCACAUCCAGGUCACUCAACACGAGCCCAUCUGGUUAGAUCUCGAUGCCACAGUCGAAAAGACCGUCAAGAUCGUGAAAGAAGCAGCCCAAGCAGGAGCCAAACUCGUUGCUUUCCCGGAGUGUUGGAUCCCCGGGUAUCCAGCAUGGAUCUGGAGCCGUCCCGUUGACUUCGAAUUGGGCGUGAAAUAUGUCCAGAAUUGUCUCAAGAUUGACAGUCCGCAGAUGCAGCGGAUUCAAUCCGCCGCCGCCGAGAAUCAAAUCUCUGUCGCGCUGGGCUUCUCGGAGCGGGAUGGCGAAUCCGUCUACAUUGCUCAGGCAAUGAUUAGCGAGACUGGGGAGAUCAAUAUGACCAGACGGAAGAUGAAGCCUACGCAUAUGGAACGUACCAUCUUCGGCGACGCGAGUGGACAAUGCCUGGCCAAAGUCGUCGAUGUCGUAGACGUGGGCAGAGUGGGCAGUCUUUCCUGUUGGGAGCAUAUCCAACCUUUGCUCAAGUACUAUACCUUUGCUCAAGGCGAACAAAUCCAUUGCGCAGCCUGGCCGCCUCUCGAUCCCUUCAUUGAAGGUUCUCCAGGCUUCUAUUCCAUGUCCGUCGAGGGCUGCCGGAACCAGUCUCAAUCCUACGCAAUUGAAUCGCAAAGCUUCGUUUUGCAUGCCACGACCGUCCUCACCGAUGCUGGCAUCGAGCAGAUGAAGACUGCCGGUGGGCCUAUCAUGGGUCAUGCCAUCGAGGGUAGUUCUGCGGUUAUUGGACCCGAUGGCAGGAUUCUGAGUGCGCCGAAGAAUUCGAAUGAGCAGCUUAUCAUCGCGGACUUGGACUUGAGUUUAGUCACGAAGAAUAAGACUUUUGCGGAUGCGACUGGACACUGUAAGUUGAGUUUGCUAUCGAGGCGUUCGACUUGCGUGCUGACAGCUGCUAUAGACAGUCGUCCGGAUCUUAUGUGGCUUGGCGUUGACGAUAAGCAUAAGCGCGUGGUCCGCGUGGAUGGAUAG
This is a messenger RNA of Lecanosticta acicola, 1079 nucleotides long. The record is from the annotation of a GenBank genome assembly. NCBI's taxonomy places the organism in Eukaryota, Fungi, Ascomycota, Dothideomycetes, Mycosphaerellales, Mycosphaerellaceae.